AUGGAUCAUUCCCCAUUUACACCGAAGAUCAGGGCGUUGGAAGAACAACUCAGCCCGCUGGUGCCCCGCCGGUGGGAAGACGAGAAACUGCGAAAGAAGUACCGUCCCUCAGCGAUAUGCCGUGCCAGCGCAACAUGGAACCUUCGCUUCUGCGAAGAGAUGCAAGCGCGCCUACCCCUGGAACUGCGCAACAUGGUGUACAAGCAUAUAUGGGACUUUAAUACAACCUUUGAAACCUAUAAUGGACUAGUGUUCCUCGCCCAACGCCGUUGCCAGGGCUCCUCUGAAGGCAAAGAAGAAGAAUGCCAAAGGCUAGCCUCAACAUCCGAACCCGGAAUAAAGAGCAGCUGUCGUUCACAUUGCAACACGCCUUUCUUUAUGCGACCCGGGUAUGUGGGCCAGGAAACAGCACGGGAGGUUGUAGAAGCUUGGUACAACGCUGUCGUUGCAUGGUGGCCCAAGACGUGGAAUCGUGUCUCUCUUGCCACGGUCGAGUACAUGACACGCACCGACGCUUUCUUCGUUGGCCUAGACCCCUCAAGCAUCCUUCGUACUCUCAGCCUAGAGAUAUACAUCGACUUCCUCUUCAUGACGUACGACCGCAACGGACGGUCAGACCAGGAAUGCAUCGACUCGCUCCUCCGGAUCAAGAAAAAGGCCGAUUUCAGAUUGAGCAUUACCCUCAAGCAGAAAAACGUCAGCUUCCACUACUGGUCUUUAGCCUUCGACAUGCUCAGGCACGUAGUCGAUGUAUUUGAGAAAGAGGGCGCAACUGUCCAAGUCACUUUCAUUUACGAUCACGACGGGCUGUACCCGAAACUUAAAUGGAACAUGCUGGAAGCAUUAAAAAGCGGCAACAACGACUGGAAGGCGGGCGCAAAACGUGAUUUGGAAAAGGACCACCGGUUCAGAGAGAGACACAGGGUGUAUGAAGCCGACACCCUGGCUGAAGAAUCGGAUUACGACGAACUGGAUUAUCGUUCUGAUGAUGAUAAUCGUAAAAGACCGUACUAUGGACCACACAGCGAUGACGGUGGCGGGUCCCCCUCAGGGAAGGACUAUUAUGCGGAUAAUAUGUACAAAACGUAUUUCGAGCCGCGAGACUUUGAGACUCCUCCUCCUCCUCCCAAAAUACGCCGGCCGGCGUGGGAAGACCAUAUACGGUGGGACGAAUGA
This is a messenger RNA of Alternaria conjuncta, 1176 nucleotides long. RefSeq lists its product as uncharacterized. The transcript has 3 exons. NCBI's taxonomy places the organism in Eukaryota, Fungi, Ascomycota, Dothideomycetes, Pleosporales, Pleosporaceae. The record is from RefSeq and is a predicted model, not a curated record. The coding region runs from base 1 to 1176 and encodes 391 amino acids.